AUGGUCAACAAGUCUAGAAAAGAUUGGUCCCUAAGACUGGAUGAUGUACUAUGGGCCUUACGGACCGCUUACAAGACACCGAUUGGCACCACGCCAUAUCGACUUGUCUAUGGUAAGGGAUGCCACCUUCCGGUGGAAUUGGAGUACAAGGCAUGGUGGGCUGUAAAGGAACUCAACAUGGACCUUCACUUGGCCGGAGAAAAGAGGUUACUCAAGCUCAACGAGUUGGAAGAGUUGAGGUAUGAUGCUUAUGAGAGCUCUAGACUCUACAAAGAACAAACCAAGAGGUGGCACGACAAAAGGAUUCGAGAUCGUGACUUCGAGGUGGGUAACAAGUGUGUUGUUUGUUGUGGUGCUUUGGCAAGGGAAAAUUAUUGUGGAUUUUUGCUAGGUUUUGGUUUGUAG
Chenopodium quinoa (quinoa) is the source of this 405-nucleotide messenger RNA. RefSeq lists its product as uncharacterized. Lineage: Eukaryota; Viridiplantae; Streptophyta; Magnoliopsida; Caryophyllales; Amaranthaceae. The transcript has 2 exons. Bases 1 to 405 code for a protein of 134 amino acids. Gene Ontology annotation, molecular function: nucleic acid binding. The record is from RefSeq and is a predicted model, not a curated record.